Molecule: messenger RNA, 3175 nt
Organism: Zingiber officinale
Lineage: Eukaryota; Viridiplantae; Streptophyta; Magnoliopsida; Zingiberales; Zingiberaceae
Product: probable alpha,alpha-trehalose-phosphate synthase [UDP-forming] 7
Exons: 3
Coding region: 71-2671 (866 amino acids)
Biological process (GO): trehalose biosynthetic process
Cellular component (GO): cytosol
Molecular function (GO): catalytic activity
Source: RefSeq, a predicted model, not a curated record
AGUUAGUUCAUUAGGCAGGAAUUCCUUCUCUUCCAAUAAAUUUUCCGUAGAAAGCAGAGCAGUUACCAAGAUGAUGUCCAGGUCGUACACCAACCUCCUCGACCUCGCGUCGGGGAACUUCUCGGCGCUUACCCUCGGCGGCGGCGGCGACGGUUCCUGCCGUCUUCGCCGCCGGAUGCCGCGCAACAUGACGGUUCCGGGAUCGCUCUGCAGUCUCGAAGAGGAUGACCGCGACUUCAGCGUCUCCUCCGACGUGCCCUCCUCCUUCUCACAGGACCGCAUCAUCAUCGUCGCCAACCAACUCCCCCUCAGCGUGUUCCGCGGCCCUGAAGACCGACGAUGGUCCUUCGCCUGGGACGAGGAUGCGCUCCCGCUCCAGCUUAAGUGCGGCCUCCCCGAUGAUAUGGAGGUCCUUUACGUAGGCUCCCUCCGCGUGCCUGUGGACGCCGGGGAACAGGACGAGGUCGCUCAGACUCUUCUAGAGCGCUUCCGGUGCGUCCCGGCCUUUCUCCCCGCCGACGUGAACGAUAAGUUCUACCACUGUUUCUGCAAGCAAGUGCUGUGGCCCCUUUUUCAUUACAUGCUGCCUUUCUCCGACAAUGUUGGCGGGCGGCACUUCGACCGCGGCCUCUGGGAAUCCUACGUCCUCGCCAACAAGAUCUUCUCGCAGCGGGUGAUUGAGGUUCUCAAUCCGGAGGACGACUAUGUGUGGAUCCACGACUACCACUUGAUGGCCCUCCCCUCCUUCCUCCGUCGCCGCUUCAAUCGCCUCCGCAUGGGGUUCUUCCUGCAUUGCCCCUUCCCCUCAUCGGAGAUCUACCGCACGCUCCCCGUCCGCGAGGAGAUCCUCAAGGCCCUCCUCAACUGCGACCUCAUCGGCUUCCACACCUUCGAUUACGCCCGCCAUUUCCUCUCCUGUUGCAGCCGCAUGCUCGGUCUCGAGUACCAAUCCAAGCGAGGCUACAUCGGCGUCGACUACUUCGGCCGCACCGUUGGGAUCAAGAUCAUGCCCAUCGGAGUCCACAUGGGCCAGCUCCAAUCCGUUCUGCGCCUGCCCGACAAGGACCAAGACCUCGACGAUCUCCGCCGCCAGUUUGAUGGCAAGACCGUGCUCCUCGGCGUCGACGACAUGGACAUCUUCAAGGGCAUCCAUCUCAAAAUUCUCGCUUUCGAGCAGAUGCUGCAGCUUCACCUGGAGUGGAGGGGACGGGCUGUCUUGGUUCAGAUUGCCAACCCCGCAAGGGGGCGCGGGAAGGAGCUCGCGAGCAUUCAAGGGGAGAUCGUGGAGAGCUGUGAGAGGAUCAAUAAAGCCUUCGGCAAUGCUGGAUACACUCCGGUCGUCUACAUAGACCGCCCUGUUCCUCUCGCCGAGAGGAUCGCGUUCUACACAAUCGCCGAAUGCGUGGUAGUGACGGCAGUCAGAGACGGCAUGAACCUCACGCCGUACGAGUACAUCGUGUGCAGGCAAGGGAUCACUGGCGGCUUCUUUAUCUCUGAGCCGGAAAUCCCAAGGAAGAGCAUGCUAGUGGUGUCGGAAUUCAUUGGGUGCUCGCCUUCCUUGAGCGGCGCCAUCAGAGUGAAUCCUUGGAACGUGGAGUCGACGGGCGAGGCCAUGAACGAGGCGAUCUCCCUAUCCGACACCGAGAAACAACUGCGGCACGACAAGCAUUACAAGUACGUGAGCACUCAUGAUGUUGGAUUCUGGUCUAAGAGCUUCCUGCAGGACUUGGAGCGGUGCUGCCGCGAUCACUUCCGAAAGAGGUGCUGGGGAAUUGGGCUGGGAUUUGGAUUCAGGGUGGUGGCCUUGGAUCCCAACUUCAGGAAACUGACUGUGGAUGGAAUUGUGUCGGCCUACGAGAAUGCAAAGAGCAGGGCAAUCUUUUUAGAUUACGAUGGAACUCUGGUUCCUCCCACCGCCAUUGACAAGAAACCCAGCGCAGAGAUUAUCAGGAUCGUUAAUUUGCUAUGCUUUGAUAAUAAGAAUGUAGUGUUUCUCGUCAGUGGAAGGAGAAGAGAUAGUUUGGCCAAGUGGUUUACUCCGUGCCAAAAGCUUGGGAUUGCAGCAGAGCAUGGCUACUUCAUGAGGUGGACCAGCGAUGAAGAAUGGGAGGUUUGUUGCCAAAACACCGACUUUGGCUGGAUGCUGAUGGCUGAGCCAGUGAUGAAAUUGUAUACUGAAUCUACGGACGGAUCGUAUAUGGAAACAAAAGAAAGUGCGUUGGUUUGGCACCAUCAAGAUGCUGACCCGGGCUUUGGUUCUGCACAGGCUAAAGAAAUGCUCGACCACCUUGAAAGUGUUUUAGCCAACGAACCUGUCUCAGUGAAAAGCGGUCAGUUCAUCGUGGAAGUCAAACCUCAGGGAGUAAGUAAAGGUUCGGUUGCAGAGAAAAUCCUGUCUUCCAUGGUGAAGGGCGGGAGACAGGCAGACUUUGUGCUGUGCAUCGGCGACGACAGAUCCGACGAGGACAUGUUCGAAGGCAUCACUGACAUGGUGACGAGGAACUUAGUCUCCCCUUACACUUCGUUGUUCGGUUGCACAGUCGGGCAGAAACCAAGCAAAGCCAAGUAUUAUCUCGACGACACUAGCGACGUCGUAAACAUGCUCAGGGCCCUCGCGGAGUCCUCUGAGAAAUCCUCGUUGCCUACGGACAUUCCUAAACCUGAAAUCUGACCAGUCAUAAACUAGAUUUUUUUUAUUUUUGUCAGAGAAUUUCUUUCUGAUGCAGCCAAAUUUACAAAUAAACCAGGAAAGUGUUCUUGUUUAUAUACUUAUUUUAUUGGUCUGCCGUUUGUUGGCUUAAGAACUUGUCUCUUUACUGGCCCUUUUUUUAAUAGGAGAAACAAAUAAGAAAAUCAAUUAAAGAUAUAUUCUAUUGCUGUCUCGAUGGUAUGCCACAGGCCAAGAAGGCACGCGAUAAUUGACCUCGGCUCGAAUCCGGAUCUUCUCGGACUCCCCCUUCGGCCUUCCAGUGCCGCGAUCCCCUUUCCUCUUUCCUUUCCUUCUCGAGAUCCUCGGCGGAGAACGAGGCGCCGACCAUCCCAUCCCAUGAUCCCAUCUCCCCUCCCCUUACCCUUCUCCAAUUCUAGAUAAAGCUCCCGCCCUCAAUACUGAUCCAUUAGGUCGCGCUGCGUGGAACCAUGGGCUGCGCUGGAUCCACUGCUGCCAAAGUAGAAG